CGCCCUGGGUACUUAAUCCAGCCACGUGCGUCCAGUAGGUGUCCCUUUGUUCUCGACGGUAGGUAGCUCUGUCACGUGCCCUACCAGGUCACCUGGGUCUGUGGACACCCCCCCCUCCCGGCACACAAGGGCAGUUGGUGGCCGUUGGAGCUAAGCCAUGAGGGCCUCCUCGCGAACACUGAACGGAAUGCCACCGUCUGGAGGAGACUGCAGGUCCCCGUACCAGCUGCUGGGUCAGAGGAUGCUGGACAUUUCCGGGGACCGGGGCGUGCUGAAGCAUGUCAUACGAGAGGGCGCUGGAGAGCUGGUGCCACCUGAUGCUUCCGUGCUAGUGAAAUAUUCAGGGUAUCUGGAGCACAUGGACAAGCCCUUCGAUUCUAAUUGCUUCAGGAAGACUCCUCGGCUGAUGAAGCUCGGAGAGGAUAUUACGCUCUGGGGCAUGGAGCUGGGCCUUCUGACCAUGCGGAGAGGAGAGCUGGCCAGGUUCCUGUUCAAGCCACCCUAUGCCUAUGGAACGCUGGGCUGCCCUCCCCUCAUCCCCCCAAACACCACCGUGCUGUUCGAGAUUGAGCUGCUCGACUUCCUAGACUCUGCCGAGUCAGACAAGUUCUGUGCCCUCUCAGCCGAGCAACAAGAUCGAUUUCCACUUCAGACGGUCCUAAAAGUGGCAGCUACUGAACGGGAGUUUGGCAACUACCUUUUCCGCCAAAACCGAUUCUAUGAUGCCAAAGUGAGAUACAAACGGGCCCUGCUGCUGCUCCACAGGCGGGCAGCACCUCCUGAAGAGCAGCACCUGGUGGAGGCUGCCAAGCUUCUCAUUCUCCUUAACCUGUCUUUCACGUACCUGAAGCUGGACAGGCCCACCAUGGCCCUGCGCUAUGGAGAGCAGGCUCUGAUUGUUGACCAAAAGAAUGCCAAGGCCCUCUUCAGGUGUGGGCAGGCUUGUCUCCUCAUGACUGAUUAUCAGAAGGCACGGGAUUUUCUAGUUCGAGCCCAGAGGGAACAGCCCUUCAAUCAUGACAUCAACAACGAGCUCAGGAAACUGGCCAGCUACUACAGGGACUACGUGGAUAGAGAGAAAGAAAUGUGUCACCGAAUGUUUGCUUCUUGUGAAAAUGGAGGCGACUGAAGGUUUUUCAGCUGACUCCAAGCAAGACGAGGGGCUGCUGGAGUUCCCCGUCAUUAUGGGGGCAGACAGGAGCAGGCUGGGGCAGGGGCUCAGGGAGCACUCCCCACUCAGUUGUUGCACUGGCCUACCUGGAAGAGGGGCUGGAGUCCCACAGCCCUGGUCUCUGCCUCAUCCCGACUGACGGAUGCUGCUGACGUGUGUUUUCACAGGUGCUGUUUUCUGUUUCACGUUUUCAUACAUGGAGUGGGGGAAAGUGUAGCUACUGACAAGUAGAAAACUGUUAUUUUUUAUAAGGCAGUUUCUUGUUUUUUUGUUUUUUUUUUAAAGUGGAAUUAGUUCUUGGCUUUGCUCCCAGUCCCAACCCCCUUCCGGCUGCUCAUGUCCCUGGGUAAAUACAAAUAGAGAUUGCUUUGUGUAUUUUGAAGGGUUCUCUGUU
Molecule: messenger RNA, 1565 nt
Organism: Tupaia belangeri chinensis (Chinese tree shrew)
Lineage: Eukaryota; Metazoa; Chordata; Mammalia; Scandentia; Tupaiidae
Gene: FKBP6
Product: FKBP prolyl isomerase family member 6 (inactive)
Exons: 9
Coding region: 158-1129 (323 amino acids)
Biological process (GO): piRNA processing; spermatogenesis
Cellular component (GO): cytoplasm
Molecular function (GO): peptidyl-prolyl cis-trans isomerase activity; Hsp90 protein binding
Source: RefSeq, a predicted model, not a curated record